AUGACAAAGAGGUGGUAUGAUAUGAAGAGAAUAACAUUGAACAAAAAAUUGGAAGGUAUUCAGAUGAAAGUUUAUGGUAAUCUAAAUUUAUUAUGUACCAUUGGUAUGACAACACGCUCUAGGGCAAAAGGAAAUGUUGAUAAGACUAUAGAAUCAAAAGAUGGUGAUAAUGAUAGUAAAAAAAAUACAAAGAAAAAAAAAGAAAAUUCUUCUAAAAAUGUUACAAAUGUUAGUAAAAAAAAGACCAAUGAGGCUACUUCUGAUACAAAUGACAACAAAGAUACACUUAUUUCUGUUUCUUCUUCUAAAGUUACAAGAAACCGAAGACCAAAAGAUAAAUCAACAAAAGAUUCUAGUACUGAUUUAGAUGAUAAAAAAGUUGAAAAUACAGAUACAAAAAAUGAUGGUAAAUCAUCAUUAAAAAGUGACAAUACAAAAGAUGAUGCUCAACCUGCUCCUAAAUCCUUAAGAGAAAGAAAAAAGAAAGUUGAUCAAAAAAAUGAUUCAGAUGUUAAAAAAAAAAAUGUUAGUGAUCAUAGUACAAGUGAUAAUUUAUCAACUGAUGAUACAAGUAAGACUGAUCCAGAAAAAUCAUCAAAAGAUCCACCCACAAAAGUACUAUCUAGAGGUCGUAAGAAAAAAAAUGAUACUCAAGAUGAUUCUGGCUUAAAACAGAAAGCGGCUAAAAUUGAAGCCAACAUUUCUGAUACUGAAAAAUGUGAUAAAAAUAAGAAAGUAAUAAUGCCAGUUGAUGCAUUUGCCACCACUCGUCAAGUUGGGUGGAGUGUUUUUGUGGACAAAGAUUUAGGUCCAUACAGUAUUACACUUAAUCAAACAGAUGUCACCAACAACAAUAAUAAAUUUAUUAUUCUUCAAGUUUUAAAAAAAAAUGGUGUUGAAGAGUAUUCAUUUUUUCAACGUUGGGGAAGAGUAGGCUUCUCAGGACAAUGUAAUUUACAAAAUGGUGACCAAAACCAUACAAUAAAUAAUUUUCUUCAUAAAUUUAAAAAUAAAACAGGACAAGAUUACAAGGGACAUAUUGAAUAUGAAAAAAAACCUAAAAAAUAUUUUCCUAUUGAAAUGAAAGGUGAAGAGGUUAAUUCAGAAGAUGAAAGUGAAACAAUUAAUAUUCCAGAAUCAAAACUUGAAGAAUCUGUUAGAAGAGUAAUGGAAUUAAUUUGUGAUACUAAAUUAAUGGCAAGUACAUUAAAAGAGAUGAAUUUUGAUUUGGAUAAGAUGCCUCUUGGAAAAUUAUCAAAAAAUCAAAUAACUGCUGGAUAUGAAUGUUUAAAGGAUAUUGAAACUGCUAUUACGGCAAAGAAUAAAGCUGGUAUUAUUGAAGCUGUUGAUAUGUAUUAUACAAAUAUUCCUCAUUUUUUUGGUAUGAAAAAACCAAAAUUAAUUGAAACAAUUGAUGAUUUAAAAAAAGAAAUUGAACUUCUUGAUACACUUUGGGAUAUUGAAGCUACAAUGAAAACUAUGAAAGAAGAGAAACCAAAGAAAGAGAUAGCUAUAAAUCCACUUGAUGAAUUUUAUGAUAAAAUGAAAUGUGGACUUAAAGUUCUUUCACCUAAAAAUAAAAUGAGAAAAAUAAUUGAGGAUGUUAUUCAAAAUACUCAAGGACCUACACAUACAUGGUAUAAAUACAAUGUUAAAAAUGUAUUUGAAGUUAAAAGAGAAACUGAAGAUGAGAAAUUUCUUAAAGAUAUACCUAAUAGAAAACUUCUUUGGCAUGGAUCAAGAGUUACUAAUUGGUAUGGUAUUCUUUCACAAGGUCUUCGUAUUGCUCCUAAAGAAGCUCCAUCUAGUGGAUAUAUGUUUGACAAAGGAAUAUACAUGGCUGAUCUUUCAUCAAAAUCUAUUGGUUAUUGUUUUGCAUCACCAGGCCAAACUGGUUUUCUUGCUUUAGUUGAGGCAGCUAUUGGUAAUCAAAAUGUUAAACUUCAACCAGAUUAUAAAGCUUCCAAAAAACUUCAAAAAGAUGAACAUUCAGUUAAAGGAGAAGGAAAAAUGAUACCUGAAAAAGAAAUAAAACUUGAAAAUGGUUCUGUUUUAUAUAAUGGUCCAAUAGUUAGUAAUAAAACUUAUAAACCUGAUGAGUAUACUUUGUAUUAUAAUGAAUAUAUUGUUUACAAUACAGACCAAGUACGUCUCCGUUACCUUGUUGAAUUAGAAUUUGUUAAUCAAUAA
This is a messenger RNA of Strongyloides ratti, 2190 nucleotides long. RefSeq names its product Poly [ADP-ribose] polymerase 2. The transcript is spliced from 3 exons. Bases 1 to 2190 code for a protein of 729 amino acids. Gene Ontology annotation, molecular function: NAD+ poly-ADP-ribosyltransferase activity. The record is from RefSeq and is a predicted model, not a curated record. Lineage: Eukaryota; Metazoa; Nematoda; Chromadorea; Rhabditida; Strongyloididae.